Messenger RNA from Cylicocyclus nassatus, 954 nucleotides. Lineage: Eukaryota; Metazoa; Nematoda; Chromadorea; Rhabditida; Strongylidae. The record is from the annotation of a GenBank genome assembly.
AUGCUAGCAGUCGGCACGUCAACCAAAGUAGCUUUGAUCCUGGAUACUACAAAUUUGAAGUUGCGGAGGGCUUUCAGAAUACCUAAGGCGCCCACAUCGAUGUGUUUCAGUAGGGAUAAAUCCUACGUAGUUAUCGGAGAUCGAGCCGGCCAUGUUUGCCGAUAUACAGUAGAAGCCAGUGAAAAGUCAGGUUAUAUAGACAUGAAUGGAGAAGAAUGUGAUUGUGAAGGUGAACCACUAACCAGUACCAUUUCUAUGGUUUUGGAUGUCGCCAUAACUAAUGAUGGUAAUUAUCUGUUGUCUGCUGAUCGUGAUGAGAAGAUUCGUGUUUCGAGAUAUCCACAGGCUUUCGUCAUACAAUCGUUUUGCCUUGGUCAUGCUGCCUAUGUUAGCUCACUUGCUCAAAAUGGAAGUCGAGUGUUUUCCUGUGGUGGUGAUGGUGUUGUACAUGAAUGGGAUAUACAAAAUGGUCAGUCAAUUGCUCACUCUGUCAAACUGGGCGAUGAGCCAUUGCGGAAACUUUGUAUUUCACCCAUGGUGAGUAAAAGUGAAUCAAUUGGGAUUUUUGCCAUUGGUGGAUGUACUAUAUUUCGGCUAGAUGAUAAGUUAAGAUUAAUGAAGAGCGUCAAAGCAACUAACGAAAUUGUGGAUAUCACUGUCCAAGAAAAUGAAGUUAUCACUCUAAGCAAUGCUGGUGUUCAGUUGGUCAAGGCUGAUACUGGGGAUCUAAGAGAUGCUACUAUUACAAAUGAUCUUUCUGAAGCGCUCACCGCUGCCAGAGAUCCGAUCUCAAAUUACUUCAAAAAUGUUACACAUCAAAAUAUGGUGGAUUACUUCAAAAGAAAGGCUGAAAAGAUAGAGCACAUGAGAGAGAAUCAAAAUCGAAAACGGAAAGCAAAAGAACUGCGUCGAAGAGAGGCGAAGAAAGUUGCCAAAGAAGCAGCGGCUUGUUGA